CACUCCCUCUCUAAAUCCCACCGCCUCCGCCUCGCUUGCUCCCUCUUCGACUCCGUAAACCCCUCCCCAUCCCCCCUCACCUUCAACGCCCUCGUCUCCGCCUCCGCCCUCAACGGCCGCCCCGACCAUGCCCUCUCAAUUCUCCAACUCAUGCGCGAAAGAUUCGACCUUUUGUCCGACCACGCGAAUUACACCCUCAUCGUCCAGUCUCUCCUCCGUUGCCCCGACCCCCCCGACCCAGCUUUGCUCCUCUCCGUCCUCUCUGACCUCAAUUCGCAGUCCAUUGAGUCUGAUGCUCGACUCUUAUCCGAUCUCAUUCUCGCAUUCUCGGUCUCCGGGAAUCCUGAUAGGGCUCUGUCGCUUCUGGCUGUUGCACAGGCUCAGGGGCUUACACCGAAGUCUCCUGCGGUUGUGGCGCUUAUAUCGGCACUGGGGGCUGAGGGACGAGUUGAGGAGGCUGAGGCCGUUUUCGAGGAGAUUAGGUGCGAAGGGCUGCAGCCGAGGAUUAGGGCUUACAAUGCUUUGUUGAAAGGGUAUGUAAAGGUUGGGUCUUUGAAGGAUGCAGAGCAGGUGUUUGGUGAAAUGGAGAGGUGUGGGGUGUCUCCGGAUGAGAGGACGUAUAGCUUGUUAAUUGAUGCCUAUACCAACGCGGGGAGGUGGGAGAGUGCAAGGAUUAUGAUUAAGGAGAUGGAGGAGAAGGAGGUGCCGCCGAAUUCUUAUGUUUUUGGUAGGAUUCUUGCGAGUUUUAGGGAUAGAGGUGAUUGGCAGAAGGCGUUCUCAGUGUUGAGGGAGAUGAGGAAUGUUGGGGUUAGGCCCGAUAGGCAUUUUUAUAAUGUGAUGAUCGACGCAUUUGGGAAGUAUAAUUGUUUGCAUCACGCGAUGGAUGCAUUUGAUCAGAUGAGGGCGGAUGGGAUUGAGCCUGAUGUUGUUACAUGGAACACGUUGAUUGAUGCACAUUGUAAGGCGGGGAGGCAUGAUAAGGGGAUGAAGCUGUUUGAUGAGAUGAAGGAGAGCGGGUGUAAGCCCUGUAGGACGACUUAUAACAUUUUGAUCAAUUCACUAGGGGAGCAGGAGCUGUGGGAGGAGUUGAAGGAGGUGUUGGAGAGGAUGAAAGGUCAAGGUUUGAUGCCAAAUGUGGUGACUUAUACUACGUUGGUUGAUGUUUAUGGGAAGUCAGGGAGGUUUAAGGAUGCGAUUGAAUGUUUGGAGAUGAUGAAGGCUGUAGGUAUGAAGCCCUCGCCGACCAUGUAUAAUGCAUUAGUCAAUGCAUAUGCACAGAGGGGACUAUCAGAGCAAGCUAUAAAUGCAUUUAGAGUAAUGAGAGCAGAUGGAAUAAAACCUAGUAUUUUAGUUCUGAACUCUUUAAUUAAUGCAUUUGGUGAAGAUCGAAGGGAGGCUGAAGCCUUUUCUGUACUGCAAUUUAUGAAGGAAAAUGAUAUAAAGCCAGAUGUUGUGACGUAUACAACUCUUAUGAAAGCUUUAAUCCGCGUUGAGAAGUUUGAAAAGGUACCAUCCGUCUACGAGGAAAUGAUUUUAGCGGGAUGCAAUCCUGACAGGAAAGCUAGAGCUAUGCUGCGUUCGGCCCUGAGAUACAUGAAGCAGACGCUGAGCUCAUAGCAUAUCCAGAACAAGAAUGUUAGUGAGCAAGAACUACCAUUUCUUGACUAGGGUUCUGGUUGAUCCCAUCAAAGGGAAGAGUCAUGAGCUAGUGGAAUAUAGAGGAGAUGCUCCUGAAGAAAUUGACCCAUACUUAUUCUUUUUUGAACAAAAGUGAUCAUAAACUUGAAGCUCCACAGAAACAUUCAGACCAAGAGGUCAGUGUACCCUUUCCACACUGCCCACUCACGAAAAUGUUUGUAUGAUGUAUGUGCAUAUGUAUUUAUUAAUAUUAUUUUAAAUUCCGGUAAGCAAUUCAAUCCAUCUUCAACGUCUCCUCUUCAAUGUAUACCCCAACUGUGGUAUGUAUGAAGAUUGACAGUGAUGUCCUUAGGUUAUGUCCGUACUUGGUUCCGUUCUUUGCUUCUACGAGAGCUUACUGCUAACUGCUACUGUUGGCUUUUAGCGGGGAAGAGUGAUCAAUUGAUGGAUAGUAAGAGCAGAUGCUUGCUUAGAAAUGGAUCAAUAUUUACAAGAUUGUGACUUAAGAAAUUCAUUGUCGGUUUUUGUAUGUCACAUGUUUAGCAUAGGAGAAAUAUUAAACACGGUGUUGACUUGUGCUCAAUCUGUAUUUUAUUCAUAUUACUUGAUUGAGCCAUCUAUGAACAGGCACUUGAUAUAAAUUAUCACCAUUAUGUUGUAAUUGUUGGAACAUCCCCUCUUCAAGUUUUGUAAUUGUGGCCGUCUGCCUGUUGGUAA
This is a messenger RNA of Asparagus officinalis (garden asparagus), 2355 nucleotides long. Its product is annotated as pentatricopeptide repeat-containing protein At5g42310, mitochondrial. Gene Ontology annotation, molecular function: protein binding. Lineage: Eukaryota; Viridiplantae; Streptophyta; Magnoliopsida; Asparagales; Asparagaceae. The annotation marks the transcript as partial. The record is from RefSeq and is a predicted model, not a curated record. The transcript is spliced from 5 exons.